Messenger RNA from Cebus imitator (Panamanian white-faced capuchin), 3082 nucleotides. RefSeq names its product kelch like family member 21 (gene KLHL21). Bases 86 to 1873 code for a protein of 595 amino acids. The record is from RefSeq and is a predicted model, not a curated record. The transcript is spliced from 5 exons. NCBI's taxonomy places the organism in Eukaryota, Metazoa, Chordata, Mammalia, Primates, Cebidae. Gene Ontology annotation, molecular function: protein binding. Gene Ontology annotation, biological process: protein ubiquitination.
CCCUAUUUAUAGCAGCGGUACCAGGCGCGCCGCGUCUCUCCGCAGGCCCCGGCCGCGGUGUCUCCGAGUCUCGAGCGAAAGCGCCAUGGAGCGGCCGGCGCCCCUGGCCGUGCUGCCCUUCUCGGACCCCGCGCACGCCCUCAGCCUGCUGCGCGGCCUGAGCCAGCUCCGCGCCGAGCGCAAGUUCCUGGACGUGACCCUGGAGGCGGCAGGCGGGCGCGACUUCCCGGCGCACCGCGCUGUGCUGGCCGCCGCCAGCCCCUACUUCCGCGCCAUGUUCGCCGGGCAGCUGCGCGAGAGCCGCGCCGAGCGGGUGCGCCUGCACGGAGUACCGCCCGACAUGCUACAGCUGCUGCUGGACUUCAGCUACACGGGCCGCGUGGCCGUGAGCGGCGACAACGCCGAGCCGCUGCUGCGCGCCGCCGACCUGCUGCAGUUCCCGGCCGUGAAGGAGGCUUGCGGCGCCUUCCUGCAGCAGCAGCUGGACCUGGCUAACUGCCUGGACAUGCAGGACUUCGCCGAGGCCUUCAGCUGCGCGGGGUUGGCGAGCGCGGCGCAGCGCUUCAUCCUGCGCCACGUGGGCGAGCUGGGCGCGGAGCAGCUGGAGCGGCUGCCGCUGGCACGCUUGCUGCGCUACCUGCGGGACGACGGGCUGUGCGUGCCCUGGGGGGACUACCAGCUGGCGCUGCGCUGGGUCCGCGCCGACCCGCCGCGCCGCGCCGCACACUGGCCGCAGCUGCUGGAGGCCGUGCGCCUGCCCUUCGUGCGACGCUUCUACCUGCUGGCACACGUCGAGGCUGAGCCGCUGGUGGCGCGCUGCCCUCCCUGCCUGCGCCUCCUGCGCGAGGCGCGCGACUUCCAGGCAGCGCGCUAUGACCGCCACGACCGCGGGCCCUGCCCCCGAAUGCGUCCUCGCCCCUCCACUGGCCUCGCCGAGAUCCUCGUGCUCGUGGGAGGCUGCGACCAGGACUGCGACGAGCUGGUCACUGUCGACUGCUACAACCCGCAGACGGGCCAGUGGCGCUACCUAGCCGAAUUCCCAGACCACCUAGGCGGGGGUUACAGCAUCGUGGCGCUGGGCAAUGACAUCUACGUGACGGGUGGGUCCGAUGGCUCCCGGCUCUAUGACUGCGUGUGGAGGUACAACUCAAGCGUGAAUGAGUGGACGGAGGUGGCACCCAUGCUGAAGGCCCGCGAGUACCACAGCUCCUCUGUGCUGGAUGGACUGCUGUACGUGGUGGCUGCUGACAGCACUGAGCGCUAUGACCACACCACCGACUCCUGGGAGGCCCUGCAGCCCAUGACCUAUCCCAUGGACAACUGCUCCACCACCGCCUGCCGCGGCCGGCUCUAUGCCAUCGGCUCCCUGGCCGGCAAGGAGACCAUGGUGAUGCAGUGCUAUGACCCCAACACUGACCUGUGGUCGCUGGUGGACUGUGGCCAGCUCCCGCCCUGGUCCUUCGCCCCCAAGACUGUGACUCUGAAUGGACUCAUGUACUUUGUCAGGGAUGACUCCGCCGAGGUGGACGUGUACAACCCGACAAAGAACCAAUGGGACAAGAUCCCGGCCAUGAAUCAGGUGCACGUGGGGGGCAGCCUGGCUGUCCUUGGAGGAAAGCUGUAUGUCUCCGGAGGAUAUGACAAUACAUUUGAACUCUCGGAUGUGGUAGAGGCCUAUGACCCAGAGACUCGUGCGUGGAGUGUGGUGGGGCGGCUCCCAGAACCCACCUUCUGGCACGGCAGUGUCAGCAUCUUCCGCCAGUUCAUGCCCCAGACCUUCUCAGGUGGGCGCGGCUUCGAGUUGGACAGUGGCAACAAUGAUGUGGACCCAGGCCAACCCCGGCCGCUGCGGGACCCUAAUGAGCUGCACUAGCCCUGGUCCGGCCCGGUCCGGGCCUCGGUGCAGGUAACUGGCACCUCUGUGGGGCAGUGCCCCACUCCUUCAUGUAUGAGGACAGGUUGGGCUCACAGGUAGAGCACAGGCUCUCGGGUAGCCACGCAAGCCCAGGAUCCGGUGCCUGAAGGUAUCUGUGCCUUGAGAGCCUGAGUCAGAGGCCAUCGUGAACGCCCUUCCCGACGUUGAGGGAGAGCCACCUUCCUGCCAGCACGUGUUUCUGGGUCUCGGAGGUCACCCCUAGCCUGCGGAUCGCAGCUCACCCACGCAGAGCAUACCCCUCCUGCUGCUGUCACCUGCACCUACUUGCUCCCACCUUAGGUGAGGAGGACGACUUGAGAGGGACAAGUGAAGGGAGGAGGGGUCCUCCCGUGAAGCUUGGAGGAUGGCCUGGACCUGGAACAGUGAAUCAGGCAGAGACUGAAGUGGGGUCCCAAAUUCCAUGUCUGGGGGUGUCUUGGGGGACCAUUUCCCCAGCGGGGAUAGGGCCUGCCUCCCUAGCUCAUAGCCCCUCCCCGGGGCUUACAUCCGAACCCCUCAGAGGGCUGGCCUCCAGAGGCUGCACCGGGACAGUGGGACGUGAGCAGGGAUGUGGACCUUGGGGGUGAAGAGAAUGUGGCCAUGGCAGAUGCUGGGCCUCCCCAGCCGUAGCCCCCCCGCUCCCACGUGCGACUGGCUGUUGCGUCCUCACCUCUCACCGUCUCCUUCACCAUCCUGGGACAGAAGCCCAGGGGAGGUCUCAACGCCAGGCCAUAGGUCCUUCCCAGGAGGCCCUGGAAGGCAGUCAUUGACACCCAGCCAGGCAAACAGCUGUGGUGCCCGUGCCCUUGCCGGGCCUGGGCAUGAGGAGUCCCACAGCUUCGAAGGGAAGUCCUGGGCAGGAGGUGGCCUUGGUGGUUGGUUUCAAGGUUUGAAAUGCUUACAGUUUGACCUUAAGAGGAAGCUGUAUAGGGUCAGCUUUGUUUGAUUUUUCAAGUCUGUAAAGUACCAUUGCCAGAGCUUUCUGCGGGAGUGCUCAGGUGAACGCCGCAGCCUGGCAGUCCCUGGUUUUCUCUUGGAAAUGGUCAGUUUCACCUCAAAGUACCCAAAGGAGCCUUGGCUUGAGUUUUUGUCCUUGCCUCCCUUUUUAGAGAAGAGGGCGUUCAGACUGUGCUUUCCUCGUUAAGAUUAAAGCAGACGUUGAUUGCC